Molecule: messenger RNA, 375 nt
Organism: Ambispora leptoticha
Lineage: Eukaryota; Fungi; Glomeromycota; Glomeromycetes; Archaeosporales; Ambisporaceae
Source: the annotation of a GenBank genome assembly
AUGUUGAUUGGAUUGAGAUCCGGUGGUCUUCCCUCGGCGACAAAAAGUAAAAGAUGGAUUGAUAAAGUGGAUCUAGCAGUCGCGUUACGGGAUGUAUUGAUAAACGAAGGAAUAGAAAAUAAUGGCGUAGAACCAGACAAGUUUCACAAACUUUUUACACUUGGAGUUCACAUUUAUUAUAGAAAAACUGGUCAUAUCUAUGCUUCGUGUUAUCUUCGCGACUUGGAACUUUACAUCGUAUACGAAGAAUCCGGCGCGAAAUUUUUAAUCGACAAAGCAAGAUUAUAUCGAACCCGACGAACAUCAUCAUAUGCAAUGGGUUGUUCCAUUUGUGAACACGGUCGCUUAACUCGUACAAGAAGAGCAAAAGAGUAA